CAGCAAUACAUUUCCAUUCCUAUCCCAAGUCCUGUUCAGUGAGGGUCUGACUGUGUUCUGAGAACUAAAGACUUUUCUGUUUAAAGAAACCAUAAAAACAUAUUUUUGUGUUUAAAGUUUCAAUAAGAGUUUAAGCUAAACUACACACAAAAUGGGAGUUAUUAAAAAUCCAGAGAUUAAAUAUACCCAGUUAUUCAUAAACAAUGAAUUCGUGAAUUCUGUGAGUGGAAAGACAUUUGAGACCAUCAGCCCGGCCACUGGCAAAGUGAUCACAAAAGUACAGGAGGGGGACAAAGCAGACAUCGAUAAGGCUGUGGCCGCCGCCCGGAAUGCCUUCAAAAGGAAUUCUGUGUGGCGCUCGAUGGACGCCUCCCAGAGGGGUCGACUCAUAUUCAAGUUGGCGGAUCUGAUUGAGCGCGACAUCGACUACUUGGGCAGUCUUGAGACUCUGGACAACGGAAAGCCUUUCAACGACGCGAUUUGGGAUAUGAAUGCCGCCAUCUCAUCGCUCCGGUAUUACGCGGGUUGGGCCGACAAAAUACACGGCAAAGUGAUCCCAGCGGACGGACCCCUAUUCGCGUUCACGAGGGCCGAGCCGAUGGGCGUUUGCGGACAAAUCAUUCCCUGGAAUUUCCCGCUAUUUAUGAUGUCGUGGAAGAUCGGGCCGGCAUUGGCCACCGGAAACACCUGUGUUGUCAAA
Oppiella nova is the source of this 700-nucleotide messenger RNA. NCBI's taxonomy places the organism in Eukaryota, Metazoa, Arthropoda, Arachnida, Sarcoptiformes, Oppiidae. The record is from the annotation of a GenBank genome assembly.